Molecule: messenger RNA, 672 nt
Organism: Thyridium curvatum
Lineage: Eukaryota; Fungi; Ascomycota; Sordariomycetes; Thyridiales; Thyridiaceae
Exons: 1
Coding region: 1-672 (223 amino acids)
Biological process (GO): proteolysis
Molecular function (GO): serine-type endopeptidase activity
Source: RefSeq, a predicted model, not a curated record
AUGGACACUGUCGUCACCAACGGCCAUAAUGUACUUGGCAUGAACCGCAAGCACCUUGUGGAUGUGGUGAUUACAGCUGGACAUGAUUCCAACCACCCGGAGACGCAAAGGGGUGCCUGGGCAGCGGUCUCGGGGGGGUGGUAUGCAUAUCUCGCCAAAGAUUGCGAUCUUGCCCUUAUCCGCCUUGCAUCUCCCUUCAAGGGCGCUGCGGAACUGGAGUGGGUACCCACUCCACCUAUGCAGCAAGGGUCAGAGAUGACUUGUGACGUUCUGGGGCUCUUGUGGGCGGAGACACCAAACCUGACCCGAAGCCCGGGGAGAUGUACACUGGAUGAUGCCAGCGGCAUGAGAAUGAUCCGUCACUCUGCCGACACAGACCGAGGUAAAUGGGCAUUCUGCAUAAAAGUAACGUUCAGCCAAGCUAACCUUGAGCGCACAGGGAGCUCGGGCAGCGCUCUUCUUCAAGGAGACACUGUUAUCGGCGUUCACAGAGGUUACAACCACUUUGAAAACGAGGCAGUCGUGCUAGACCGCGGUCGCAAUAAUCUGGACGAGUUCCGCAAGGUUCUGGACUGGGUGACAGGUGGUCCUAUGCCUCAGGGCUGGAGAUUCGUGUGCAUCAUGGACGUGGACAAAACUCGGGUCUACGGAUACCACAGGUCUUCAGCUUAG